Molecule: messenger RNA, 648 nt
Organism: Anisakis simplex (herring worm)
Lineage: Eukaryota; Metazoa; Nematoda; Chromadorea; Rhabditida; Anisakidae
Source: the annotation of a GenBank genome assembly
AUGGCAGCUGAUAAGCGUGUUGUCGUUGUAACUGGAUUCGGCCCUUUCGAUUCAUUUCAAGAAAACCCAAGCGCAGCCGUUGUGCGUCGUUUAGAAGAAGAAGGUAUUAGCGAUGUGGUUUCGGAUGUGGUGCUGCGAACUGAAGUGAUACAAGUUAAAUACGAUUGCGUUGAAGAGAAAGUGGCUCAACUCUGGCAAGAAUAUCAUCCAAUCUUGGUCAUUCACAUUGGUGCUCAUCCGAGUGCACGUUUGAUAAGAAUCGAACAGCAAAGUUUUGGGCGAGGAUAUUGCUCGUUCGAUGUUGAUGGUCAAGUCCCUUGUGGCAAUGUAUGCCCCGUCAAAACACCACUAAUCAAACUAACGCAAUCGAUUCUCGCAACAGAGUUGGAUUGCGAACGAAUAGUUAAGGUUGUGACACAAUCACUUAACUUUGAUGUUCUCAAAGUUGAAACAUCCAAUGAUCCUGGCAGAUAUCUAUGUGCGUACAGUUAUUUCAUGUCAUUGAGUCACGAUAAGAGUAGAGCAUUAUUCGUUCAUGUACCUGGCUUUGAUGCUGAUGUCACUGUACAAAUGGUGACCACAGCCAUCAAGCUUAUCAUUAAGGAAUGCCUCCAUCAGCUCAACUCAACUGCAGCAACUGACAGCUGA